Indicator indicator is the source of this 1323-nucleotide messenger RNA. It is a transcript of the gene ASB18, whose product is annotated as ankyrin repeat and SOCS box containing 18. NCBI's taxonomy places the organism in Eukaryota, Metazoa, Chordata, Aves, Piciformes, Indicatoridae. Gene Ontology annotation, cellular component: membrane; axon initial segment; synapse. Gene Ontology annotation, molecular function: transmembrane transporter binding. The coding region runs from base 1 to 1323 and encodes 440 amino acids. The transcript has 6 exons. The record is from RefSeq and is a predicted model, not a curated record. Gene Ontology annotation, biological process: negative regulation of delayed rectifier potassium channel activity; intracellular signal transduction; neuronal action potential.
AUGGGAAGCACUGGAAUGGGCGAGUUACCAGGACCAGUGACAGAAAAGCUGCAGAUUUCCCUCAAAGUGGAUUCAGAGCAUCCUCUAACGCCUCACGCUCCUGCCACCAAAUAUUACAUGGCCCUGGUCACGGGAGACCUGAGAAGCCUGGAGGUCCUGACUGACCGAUACUAUCAAGAUGUCAACCUGGUUUUUGAGAUCAGUAAAAAUGAGCUGGAGUGGCAGGUGAAAAGCCAAGCAUCUUAUGGACUCUCAGGGCUGUGGUCGCUGGAGUACAAGCGGGAGGUGACCACCUCACUGUGCCUGGCCGCCCGCCACGGACACACUGCCUGCCUGCGCCACCUCCUCUGCCGACGCGCUGACCCCAACCUGGCACCAGGGGGGCUCGGGCCCCUGCAUGAAGCCUGCCUGGGAGGACACACUGACUGUGUGGAGCUGCUGCUGGAGCACAAGGCUGACCCUAACCUGCGGAGCGAUGAGGGCCUGGCCCCGCUGCACCUCUGCACUACCCAAGACUCCUUGGGAUGUGCCAAGCUCCUGCUGGGACAUGGAGCCUCUGUCAACUUGGCCAGUGAGGACAGUGGAGAGACAGCCCUGCAUGUGGCAGCCAGGCACUGCCUCUGUGACCAUGCCCGCCUCUACCUGCGGCACGGGGCCCACGUUGACGCACGCAGCACACGGGAGGAGACAGCCCUCAACGUCCUUUGUGGGCAGGCUCCGGGCACCGGAGAGGGCUGUCUGCAGCUUUGUCGGCUGCUGGCUGCCCACGGCGCCAACAUUGAUGCCUGGGAUGAGACACGGAGGAGCCCCUUGCACAAGGCGUGCGGGGCUGCCAACGCCAUCCUGGUGCGCUUCCUCCUGCAGCACGGGGCCGACGUCAAUGCCAUCGACUAUGGCGGUGUCUCCCCACUCUGCUGUGUGCUGCAGACUGCUGCCUUCAAGAGCGAGCUGCAGCCCCACCUCACCGUCCAGCUGCUGCUCAACCACGGCUCCCAGAAGAUAUGGCCCCCUGCCUUCGUCAAGGUGCUGAAUUCCUGUGCAGCUGUCCCAGAGAUCGUCGAAGUCCUCUUCAAUUCAUACUCUCAACUCCCUAUCUCUGAGAAAUGGGCUGAAGCUGUACCAGAGGAGGUGUUUCAGCAGCACCAGCCCUUCUAUGAGUCCUUUUUCCAGCUGGUGGGCACAGUCCGGUGCCUGCAACAUUUAUGUCGCUCUGCCAUUCGGAAGAAGUUUGGCAGCAAAUGCCAUUGCCUUAUCCCAUUGCUGCCUGUGCCCAAGGCUUUGCAUGAUUACCUGCUGCUGCAACCUGAAGGAGUCAUGCUUUGA